Chelmon rostratus (copperband butterflyfish) is the source of this 4377-nucleotide messenger RNA. Its product is annotated as protein shortage in chiasmata 1 ortholog. Gene Ontology annotation, molecular function: single-stranded DNA binding; ATP hydrolysis activity. The coding region runs from base 16 to 4377 and encodes 1453 amino acids. The record is from RefSeq and is a predicted model, not a curated record. Gene Ontology annotation, biological process: resolution of meiotic recombination intermediates. NCBI's taxonomy places the organism in Eukaryota, Metazoa, Chordata, Actinopteri, Chaetodontiformes, Chaetodontidae. The transcript is spliced from 26 exons. Gene Ontology annotation, cellular component: condensed nuclear chromosome.
AGUCUGAAAGUAAGGAUGAACUUGCUGGCACUGCCAGCACCUUUCUUCACUGGUGCCAGUGACCUGUACCCCGACAGUGGGAGGCUGCCUGAAGUCACCUACAGGACACCGUGGAUCAGAGGAAAGGUGAUGUCCACCUGCAAACUCUUUGUCAGUGGGUCUGUGCUUGAUGACCUUGGAGAAAAAAAGCAACUGGUUGAUUUACCAGAAAGAUUUAAUGUGACACUGAGUGCGAUGAAAGGGGAUGUGGAGGUGAUACCCAGCUCUAAUCCUGACUCAUUGAAGGAUGUAGACCAGGAUGAGAAGGUUUGCCUUUUAAACAAGUCACAGAUCAAUGAUCCAUGUCAGGAAUCAUUUUUCACGUGGACAACUGACGAGAUGAACCCUGGAAACAAGAACAGAGAUCUCCUGCUAGAAGAGCUCAUGCUUGUUGAUUACAUGCCACAGUUUAAGAGACAUUUGCCCACACUGAAAGCCAAACUUUCCAGGCUGAGGACCUUUCCUGUGGCCGACCCUCUGCUGAGCUCAACAGGAGAUACCAUCUCUGAGGACACUGUAUUCAGACACUGUGCGUCUUAUGAAAAACCUGAUGUGAACGGCAGUGACAUUCAGACGCGUGCAAACAUCAAUGAGGAGUUUGGGAAAGAGCCACUGAUGAAGGAGGAGUCUCUGCUCUUGCCGGAUGUAGUGGACACAAUGAAUCAGAGCCGAGAAAAUUGCACCACUUUUUCAAGCAUUUAUGGUUGUAUGAGUGUUGCUCCUGAACAGCUGGAUGAGCAGCCUCCGGUCCUAGAUGUGCUUCAUAAAGCUUCCCUAUCAGAUGUACCAGUGUUGGUGGACAUUUUCCAGUAUGAAAUACCCGAAGAGCCCAGCAAGGCGAAUGGAGGCCUGAUAGAGUCAGAGUGGGCAGGAUGUGUGAUGCUUCCAACUGAAAUGGAGCUGGACGUGCCUUUGACGUCGACUCCCGACACCAGUCAAGCCCAAAUCUGUCCGUCCACAUGUCAACUCCAGGAGGAAGAACUGUCACCGCUCCACAGACGAUCAUUGGUGUCAGUGGGAGCUCAGACAGAGAUGGAGGCAGCACUCUGGAAGGCAGAGAAGCAUCCAACCUUUGUGGUUGGCUUUUUGUUGGCAGAGCCUCAAAUAUGUGAACCAGCUGUUGCCUUCCAGCCUCUUUCUGAAGCCUUGAAAGUCAUAAAGUGUGAGAAACAAAGCUUUGAGUGCGUUGGUGAGAAACCGCAGUAUCAGGUGGGGACGGGAGCCCCACAGGUGUUCACAGAGAACAUGAGGUGUGAGUUUUCCUCCACUAAGCAGGAAGAGAUGGAAGACUUCAAAAAACUGUCACCUGGACGUGUGGAGUUCACAGUUGGAUCCAUCCUGAGGAACCCCUCAUGCAAAACUCAGUCGCCUCACCUGAAGAAAUCUGAUGCGGCAGCUCUUCAUGCUGAAACUACUGCAGAUGACGGCCUUCUUCAGAGACAAACAGUUGCUGAUACGUGUGCAGUGAUGCACACUGUCAACACAAACAAUAAAGUAAAAUCUGCAGCCUUAAUAUUUUCAAAACCCUCUGCCACCACCAAAGAUGAAGUUUCAGACAAGAGGUUUUCAGAAGUUGCAGCUUUGUUUUUUGCUCGUAAGAUCAACACAGGUGGAGACGACUGUAAGACAGAGCAGAGCGCUGGCAAUCACAGAAGUCUGCUGGUUACGAGACGUCCACCAGAGAAGGACCUGGACCCUCUGUCCAUCUUCAUGAUACUGAGAUCUCAGCAGAGGGCUGCAGUUUCCGCAACACCUCAGAGUUUAGCCAGCACUCAGCCAGCACCACAGGUGAACCAACCGACACCUGUGCUGCAGCCGUCUCCAGAGCUGAUGCAAAGAUCAGACAGGAGGCCAGCGAAUAUGAGUGGUGCUGUGUCAGGAAAUGUUACCAGAGCUUUAAAGUCGACGGGUCAACACAUCAGUCAUCCUUUGAGUCAGUCCGGCUCUCAGGACGGACAGAACGGCAGAGUGGUACAAGUCAAAGCUACCGACAGCCAGCAGCGUGCCUACUGUGAGCUGCUGGCCUUCGCUCAGCCUUGCUUGAGCUCUGCCAGACAGCUGGGGCUCAGCCUCCCGGUGUGGGGAGACUUCAGCUGCCUGGCCCCAGACCAAACACACUUCCUCCUCAAGCAGCAGAAGGCUCUCUGCAGGACACUUGCACAGAGCGCAGAGUCAGUCAGAGAUCAGGAACUGCUGUUCAACCAGGCAGCUCUGAUUCAUGUGCUGGUGACGUUCAAGGAGCUGCUGCUGAAUUGCCACCUCAGUACUGCACUGGAGUACCUGACCCAGGCAGCUGAGGCCUGUGCAGAGCCUGAGAGUCUGGAGAAGCUGGUGAAGAGGCUGACGAUCAUCCUCUACCUCAGUCACAAGAACCGGGAGUCCAACCUCAAAGUGCUGCAGCUGCAGCAAGUGCUGGCAGCAUGGCUGCACAGCAGGAAAGGACAGGACACCACAGAGAAAGUUCUCGUCCUAUUAUCAGUUGACUGUGACGACAGCAGAUCUAUAAUCAUCAACAGCUUGAGACAAGUGACUGGGGCUGCUGUAACUGCAGUUUAUCCCGAGAAGGACAAGAAAAAGCUAAACGGUGCCAGUGUGGUCAGCAGCAUCCGCGACAGCGUGUGUGUGUUGGUGUGUGAGCAGCAUGUCGGCCCCGACUUCCCAUGGAACUGUUUCUCUCUGGCUGUGGAGUACGACCAUCCAGGCCAAUCAGCAUGGACCACGGUCUGCAGGGAGAGGAGCAUCAGUCACCUCACCUUUAACACAGUCAUCUCUGACACUGACAAGAAGGACAAGGCCUCAUGGUGCCUGGAGGACAAUGUGCCAUAUGUGUUGUUUGUGACAGAGGGGCUUCUCAACUGUCAACUGCUGCUACAGACCCUUGAGUCAGGGUUUAACAUGACUGUGCUGGAGAGGAGCCACUGUCCGUCCUUGCAGAUGCUCGGAGGGACCCAUCACUACGCUGUGAUCACAGUGGAUGAAAGCACUGCCGUCAUCAUUCAGGAGCAGGACGAGCUGUGUCAGGGGAGAGCCAGUGAAGCAGUGGUGAUGAGGCUGACCGCUCUCUCUCUGCAAUACAGCUGUUGUUGGCUCAUCCUGCACUGCCCAAACAGCCAGGGAGGAGGAUUUUCCAGCGAAGCCUUCAGCAACUUGGUGCUGGUUUACUCGUCUCUGGUGCUGUUCAGCAUGAAGUCCGAGGAUCUAGACAUGAAGGUGCUGAUUGUGUCUGACCUGGUGGAACUAGCCAGAUGGAUCAGUCAGAUCUGCUUCCACAGCCUGAUGGCCAGUGACAGGGACCCUCUGGACUACCUGGACAGAGACUGGUUGACCCUGAUUCCGUCAGAGGAGGAAAACUGUCUGUUGCAGUUCCCAUGUAUUAACCCUCUGGUUAGUCAGCUAAUGCUGAGGAGAGCGCCGUCCUUCCAGUGGCUGCUGGGGGCCUCUCUGUCUCAGCUGAAGGAGCUGCUCCCUGAGGUGCCACAUAAAGUCCUCAAGCUGUUCAGUGAUACCACCUCCCUGUACACUCAGACCACAGACCCAAACCAGCCAGAGUCUCAGACAGCCAUCACUGAGGCAAACCAACAAACCAGCCCACCAGACAGUCCCUGGGCCACCGCUGCUGACCCCAAGCACAUUAACUCUGAUCCACAACCAGAAUCCAACAUCGGCCCCAAUCCAGAACUGUUCUGUAGUGACCACAACACCAGCCUCCUGUUAAGAGCUGAUCGUAGCUUCUGUGAUCCAGACCUUAUGGUGCAGGAUGGCAACAUAGAUUUCAGACUCGACCUGAGUUCUUCCUUUGGUGGCCCAGAUGUUCCCCUCCAGAGGAGCUGGACCCACACUGAUCCACUGAAAGAGGAGGACAGAUGCAGAGAGCGGGUGAAGUUAUCUGGCUGGAUAGGCAGAGCUGGAGCAGUGGGGGAAGUUGUUGAAAGAGUAAACAACGAGUGGACACAGAGAGCUCCAGCAAAGCUUGACAGUCUCUUCAAGCUGGACCCCACGUUCAGUUACAGCCCCAUCCUGCAGCAGCAGGCCAACGGUCACAUGUCCCCUGCAGUCCACAGUGACCUCCACUGCAUCUCCUACAGCCCGAGCCCUCCUACAGAGGUCAUGCUGUGGGGUCGAGGGCAAAGCAGCAACCACUGCCUCACCAGCACCGGAGAGACAACAGCACUUUCAGCUAAAUAUGGCUCCAAAUUCUGGAUGGGACAAGAGAGGAAGAGGAGCUGCGAGGCUGCAGGCUUGAUUGGAGCAGUGUUGACUCCACUGAAGAAGGGCAGGUUGAGCUAUGAGAGGGUGCCCGGCAGAAGUGACGGACAGACGAGGCUUAAAUUAUUUUAA